This is a messenger RNA of Canariomyces notabilis, 2735 nucleotides long. Its product is annotated as P-loop containing nucleoside triphosphate hydrolase protein. NCBI's taxonomy places the organism in Eukaryota, Fungi, Ascomycota, Sordariomycetes, Sordariales, Chaetomiaceae. The record is from RefSeq and is a predicted model, not a curated record. Gene Ontology annotation, molecular function: ATP binding; nucleic acid binding. The annotation marks the transcript as partial. Gene Ontology annotation, cellular component: nucleus. The transcript has a single exon.
AAAUGUUCGACGGCCGCGCAAAGAUACCAACAAGAGGCAGUGAAGGAAUUUUGCAGGCCAGAGUCUCGAUAAUGUACAAUCGGUACAUACCUCCUCUCAACAAGCCGGCAGCCACGGCUUCAUCCUCCGCGCCAUAUGCCCGCUAUGUUCCGGGCCAAGCACAAGACCACAGCUUGGCGAAACCUUCGCAACCGCAACGAAUCGUCUUUGACGAUACCGACUUCCCUCCAACCGACAACAGCAAUAGCAAAAACAAAACAUCACAAGAUGAUGAGUCGACAGAAACACUAGAAACAAAACAGGCCCUGAGAUCAAAGUCUAAAAAGAGCAAGAACCAGGAGCCAAAGUCAAAGAAGCGAAAAAGAGACGAGACAGAACAAAUUGCUUCACCUCAGCGGGACUCUACGCAAAAGGCAGAUGUAGGGGAAAGCAAUCCACGGCCGAGUGCAGAACAAUCUGCGCCGGCUAGCGUCGCUGUGCCCGCUGCAGCGAACUCGUCGGAUGCUGUUGAGGAUAGACCGAAACCGAAGCGGGAGAAAAAGAAAAAGAAAUUAAAAGGUGCAAAUUCAGAGACCAACCCCGAACAGGAUGAGGUGGACAGUAUUCGGAAGAAGCACAAGUCAGUUUUCGAAAAGGUUGAGAGAGCGCUGCAGGCAAAAGCUCCCAAUGGUGUCAACGGGGAAGACAAGACGGACGAGGUCGAGGAGGCGGCUGAACCUCAGGUGGAACACGGACUCGAGCCACUUCCUCAACCAGAGCCGAUUGUCGUUGAUGAGUCCAAGUUGACCUACGAGACAUUGCCUCCCUGGCUGGCAUCACCGAUACGUGUCACCUCCGGCAUACGAAAGGCAUUCACCGAGUUAGGGAUCGCUCCGGAAUCAGCCAAGAUCCUGGAGUCCAGAGGGUUCCAGGAUGCGUUUGCUGUGCAAACCGCUGUACUUCCCCUUUUGUUACCCUCUCCGGACAGGCAAGGCGAUGUAGUUGUCGCCGCUCCCACAGGGUCCGGAAAGACGCUGUCAUAUGUACUCCCGAUGGUGCAUGACAUCAGCAAGGGGCGCAUCACCAGGCUAAGAGCUCUAAUCGUUUUGCCAACAAGAGAUCUCGUCCAGCAGGUGCAGCUCGCAUGUGAGGCAUGCGCCGCGGCCUUUGCAGUCAAUAGGGGUAAGAAGGUCAAAAUUGGUACGGCCAUGGGCAACAGGGUGUUCAAGGAAGAGCAAUCUGCCAUUCUGAGCGAGGAACAGCGUUACGACCCCGACGGCUACAGUAGUUUUCUGCGAAAACAGAACAGGAUUGUGAGCCUUGACGAUUCGGAGGACGAUGAGGAUGACUUGCAAUCUGGCGGCUCCCAACCUCUUCCGUAUCAUAUCAUUACCUACACCUCCAAGAUUGAUAUCCUGAUCUGCACUCCCGGCCGGCUUGUAGAGCACAUCAGCAAGACUCCCGGAUUUACACUUGACUAUGUGCGCUGGCUCGUCGUUGACGAGGCUGACAAGCUGCUGGCCCAAGACUUCCAACAAUGGCUAGACACGGUGAUGAACAAGCUGAGCGUUGCGAAGCCCGGCGCCCGCGAUUUCCCGGGGUCAAACAAAUCUGGAGUCCGUAAGGUCAUUCUCAGUGCGACUAUGACCCGGGACCUGAGCCUGUUGAACGGCCUUAGGUUAUCCAGACCGAAACUGGUUGUCCUCGAGGGGACAAAGGCCGGUGAGCAGAGCCUACCAGGACUUCUCAAGGAGUAUGCCAUCAAAGUCAGAGAGCCUAGUCUCAAGCCGCUGUACCUGGUUGAUCUGCUCAACAGCAAGUACCUUCGUGCUAUCAACCAGGAUGAAACUGGAAUAGAGGACUCCUCUCCGGAAUCCGAAGCCAGUGAAUCAGAGUCUUCUUCAUCAGAGUCGGAGUCGGAGUCGGAAUCGGACUCUGGUUCUUCAUCCUCAUCCUCAUCCUCAUCCUCAUCCUCAUCGCCUUCAGUCUCAGACUCGAACGAGAUGCGGACAACACCGCCAGCCCCGACACAAUCGCGACUCUCAACAACAGUCCUGAUCUUCACCAAAUCCAACGAAGCCGCCCUCCGCCUCUCCCGCCUGCUCGCCCUCCUCGCGCCAGAGCUCGCUCCGCUGAUCGGCACCCUGACAUCCUCGACCAAGACGUCGCGCCGCACGCGCACCCUGCGCGCCUUUGCGCAGGGCAAGCUGCGCAUCCUCGUCGCGUCAGACCUGGUCUCGCGCGGCAUCGACCUUGUCAACCUGGAGCACGUCAUCAACUAUGACCUGCCCAUCAGCGAGACGUCGUACGUGCAUCGUGUCGGGCGGACGGCCCGCGCCGGGCGGCGGGGCUGCGCCUGGACGCUGCUCGAGCAUGCCGAGGCGCGGAGGUUCUGGCGGGACUUUGCCGGCGAGGGGAAGGGCGCUGUGACGAGUAUCAUUAGGGAGGGGAAGGUGGAGAGGAUCGCUUUGUGUGCGGCGGAGUUUGAUGAGGAAAGGGUGAAGGCGUAUGAGGAGGCGCUGGCUAGGCUGCAGAGGGAGGCUGCGGGUGAGGGGAGGAGGUAGGGAAGGUUUGCUUGGUGCAGGGGCAAUGUCAACAGCGUCAAUCAGGGGCAGUGGUCUAGUUCAAAAAAAUGGCAAUGUCAUCCUGAGAUUUGACAGAGUUUGUUCCCACUUCUGUCCGAUCGCACGUAUCUAUUCUUUAGUGUAACCUUUGGGCACCCUGGAUCUCACCUGCCCUACCACUCCUAUUUCGCU